UUGAGUUAAGCUCUUCUGGAGGGAGAAGUUAACAAUGAAGCUUCUUCUGUUGAUUCUGGUCCUGUGGGUCACUGAGCUUGGAGCUGCUUCCCAAGCCAAAGUAAUAAGCCCCACAGAAAUGGAUGAGGAAUUUGCUGAAAUGUACCUGAAUCAUUUUUAUGGACUUAUGGAGACAAUUCCAAUGACAAAAAUGAAAAUCAGUAGGGACUCCUUAAAGGAAAAAAUCCAGGAAAUGCAGCAGUUCUUUGGGCUAAACGUGACCGGGCAGCUGGACACUUCUACUCUGGAGGUGAUGCACAAACCUAGAUGUGGAGUGCCUGAUGUCCAUCAUUACAGCACAUUUCAAGGAAGGCCAGUGUGGAAGAAGCAUGAAAUCACCUACAGAAUCAAUAAUUACACUCCUGACAUGAAGCAAGAGGAUGUUGACUAUGCCAUCCAGAAAGCUUUUCAAGUAUGGAGUGACGUGACGCCCCUGAAAUUCAGAAGGGUUCAUGCGGGAGAAGCUGACAUUAUGAUAUCUUUUGCAAAUGGAGCUCAUGGAGAUUUCAACCCUUUUGAUGGCAAAGAUGGAGUCUUAGCCCAUGCUUAUGAACCUGGACCUGGUAUUGGAGGAGAUGCACAUUUUGAUGAGGCAGAAACCUGGAGUAAAAAUUACAAUGGCAGGAACUUAUUCCUUGUUGCUGUCCAUGAACUUGGGCAUUCCUUGGGACUUGGGCAUUCCAAUGAUCGAAAGGCAAUAAUGUACCCCAACUAUGGUUAUCUCGACCCCAACACGUUUCACCUGUCUUCUGAUGACAUCCGUGGCAUUCAGUCCCUCUACGGAGGCCCAGAGAAGCACCAACCUAUGCCAAAUCCGGACAGACCAAAGCCAGCUGUCUGUGACCCCAACUUGAGUUUUGAUGCUGUCACUACAUUGGGAGAUAAAAUUAUUUUCUUUAAAGACGGGUUCUUCUGGUGGAAGUUUCCUGAGACAUCAAAGACCGGCAUUAGUUCAAUAUCUUCCUUAUGGCCAACCCUGCCUUCUGGCAUUCAAGCUGCUUAUGAAAUUGAAGCCAGAAAUCAAGUUUUUCUUUUUAAAGAUGACAAGUACUGGUUACUUAGCAAUAUGAGACUGCAGCCAAACUAUCCAAAGAGUAUAUAUUCGCUGGGCUUUCCUAAAUAUGUGAAAAAAAUUGAUGGUGCUGUCUUCAACCCACUUCUCUACAAGACCUACUUCUUUGUAAAUAGCUGGUAUUGGAGGUAUGAUGAGAGGAAUCAGCGCAUGGACCCUGGUUAUCCCCGACAGAUUACCAAGAACUUCCCAGGAAUUGGGCCUAAAAUUGAUGCAGUCUUCUAUUUCAAAAGAGACUACUAUUUCUUCCAAGGAUCUACCCAACUUAAAUAUGAUGUUAUGUUACAUCGUGUUACCAAAAGGCUGAGAAGCAGUAACUGGUUUGGUUGUUAGAAAUUAUGUAAUUCAUGGUGCUUGUUAAUUCAACUUCAGUUUAAUAAGUAUUUAUUGCAUAUUUUCUAUGUGCUCAGGGUACCACUACAUGAUGAUAUAUACCAUAAAGUAAAAUCUAUAGGCCGUAAGAAAAUGAUUGUAUAGAUAAAUGAUUAUACAAAGUGUAAACUUUUACUGUCAAUUUUUGCUUGACUCUACUAUUAAGUUUGAGAAUAGAUACCUUCAACGUCCACAAAAUACCUUUUAGAGGCUGCUCUGUAAGUUGG
Molecule: messenger RNA, 1710 nt
Organism: Marmota monax (woodchuck)
Lineage: Eukaryota; Metazoa; Chordata; Mammalia; Rodentia; Sciuridae
Gene: Mmp12
Product: matrix metallopeptidase 12
Exons: 10
Coding region: 35-1444 (469 amino acids)
Biological process (GO): collagen catabolic process; proteolysis; extracellular matrix organization
Cellular component (GO): extracellular matrix
Molecular function (GO): zinc ion binding; metalloendopeptidase activity
Source: RefSeq, a predicted model, not a curated record